AUGGAAACUGGAGAAGCUUCGCAACCAAAGAAAAAAGGUGGAUAUUUCCCGUGGACAUCCCAGGAAAGUCAAUUGUUGAAACGUUUAUUGGUGGAUGGUAUCAAACAGGGAUGGCGCGACUCAAAUGGUUCUAUAAGCAAAUCAACGAUUGAGACGAGGAUACUACCAGUUCUAAAUAAAAAACUCGGCUGCAGUAAGACUUACAAAAACUAUGUAAAUCGAAUGAAAUCUUUGAAAAAAGAAUAUCAAAGCUACGCAGAACUUCUCCGAUGUAGCUCUGGUUUUGGGUGGGAUCCCAUUUUAAAACAAUUCACUGCUUCGGAUGAGGUGUGGGAAGAAUAUUUUAAGGGACACCCUAAUCAUGAAUACAUGCGGAGUAACACUUUUGAAGACUUUGAAGAUUUACAAAUCAUUUUUGAAAGUGCUAUUGCAAAAGGAAACAACGUGUUUGGACUAGGUGGUGAUUCAAAUGCUGCAACUUUUGAAGUUGAAAAUGAUGUUCAAGAAAGAGAAGAUGUUCAUAUGGAGAAUGUUUGUGAAGCUAACGAAACAUCAUAUGAAACUCCUAAAGAAAAACUACCUUCUAGGAAGCGAGUCAAAACCCAUGGUAAUCCAUCAGAGUCAAUUAAUCAUGAUGAUCGUUCUGAAAAGGUAAUAACUGAAAUGAUUGGAGUUAGCACUAAUCUCAUAAAUCUUAUUCAACAAAGAGAAGAAAGGCAUCAAAGAGAAGAAGAUGUACGAGAAACUGAAAAAAAUAAGAAUAAUGUUUGGGAUGCUAUUAAAGAAAUUCCCAACUUGGAAGAGUAUAUUCGCUAUGAUGCGGUAACUAAGAUUCAUAAGCUGAAGAUGAAAGACGUAUUUGUCUACAUGUCCAUUGAAGAACGUUUGGGUUGGAUUCUCCGUAACACCUAG
Molecule: messenger RNA, 912 nt
Organism: Eutrema salsugineum
Lineage: Eukaryota; Viridiplantae; Streptophyta; Magnoliopsida; Brassicales; Brassicaceae
Source: RefSeq, a predicted model, not a curated record